CACUGAACAGGCUCCUCUGGCUACUGACAACGGUAUGCAGAGGGUGACUGGCAUCAUCCAGGAUGCUCACUAGUUUUUCCACAUUAGCACACAGCACUGCAGAACAAGAACGUGAACGGAUGCAAAAUGGACAUAAGAAACUUUUUCAAGAAAGAGUCAGGGCAGAGGAGCACAGAAAGUGAGAGAGGAGAGGCCUCUACUGGAAAGGUGGCACCACCACGCCACCCUCAGCCUGCAAUCCUCACUGCCCCGGUGCUGCCUGACCUGCGCCCUUUGAGCAUGACAGGACAAACUGUGGGGGGCAUCAAGGGUGGCAGCACAGAGCAGGGGCCGCACACCGGGUCUCUGUGUUGUGACGAGGCCGCCACCAUCUUGACCCGAAACCUGCUGGGUUGUGGCGUUGCCCUCAAGCAUAAAGACAACAUUGAACUUAAUAGCAGCUGUGAAGAACGCCAUAAUCGACACUUCACUCCCAGCCAGGAGAAAGUCGAGGGCUACCGGGAAAAGCGGCGGAAAAACAACGAAGCAGCCAAGCGUUCCCGGGAGAAACGGCGUGCCAAUGACACGGUGUUAGAGAUGCGCGUCCUGAGCCUGCUGGAGGAGAACGCCCGUCUGAGAGCCGAGCAUCUUCCCUAUCUGAAUCGCUUCCAAUGCCCUCUAGUCCUUCACUUUCCUCAUCCACAAAUCUUUGAUCCUCGCUCAAAUUAAUGGGGAAAUCGUCGCUCUCGCUGCUGCUGGCCAUGAUUGUAAACAAUUUGCAGAUGUGAGGAGCUCCACAACCUGUGACGUCACGCUACUUCCGGUACAGGCAAAGCUUUUUUUAUCAGCGACCAAAAGUUGCAAACUUUAUCGUCGAUGUUCUCUACUAAAUCCUUUCAGCAAAAAUAUGGCAAUAUCGCGAAAUGAUCAAGUAUGACACAUAGAAUAGACCUGCUAUUCCCAUUUAAAUAAGAACAUCUCAUUUCAGUAGGCCUUUAAGUCCCAUCUUAAAACUCAUUUGUAUACUCUAGCCUUUAAAUAGACCACCCUUUUAGACCAGUUUAUCUGCCGUCUCUUUUCUGCUCUGCCCCCUCUCCUAUGUGGAGUGGUUAUGUAGUGACCACAGAUGAUGCGCUAGCUGUUCUAAGUCGGGA
Messenger RNA from Entelurus aequoreus (snake pipefish), 1133 nucleotides. RefSeq names its product nuclear factor interleukin-3-regulated protein-like. Gene Ontology annotation, cellular component: nucleus. The transcript has 3 exons. NCBI's taxonomy places the organism in Eukaryota, Metazoa, Chordata, Actinopteri, Syngnathiformes, Syngnathidae. Bases 127 to 708 code for a protein of 193 amino acids. The record is from RefSeq and is a predicted model, not a curated record. Gene Ontology annotation, molecular function: DNA binding; DNA-binding transcription factor activity. Gene Ontology annotation, biological process: circadian rhythm; regulation of DNA-templated transcription.